Trypanosoma conorhini is the source of this 900-nucleotide messenger RNA. RefSeq names its product CAAX prenyl protease 2. Gene Ontology annotation, biological process: CAAX-box protein processing. Bases 1 to 900 code for a protein of 299 amino acids. The record is from RefSeq and is a predicted model, not a curated record. NCBI's taxonomy places the organism in Eukaryota, Euglenozoa, Kinetoplastea, Trypanosomatida, Trypanosomatidae. Gene Ontology annotation, cellular component: endoplasmic reticulum membrane. The transcript has a single exon. Gene Ontology annotation, molecular function: metalloendopeptidase activity.
AUGACUGACAUCGCGCUCUGUGCCCUUCUCUCCGGUGGUUUUGUUGGGUCCGUCUACGCGUGGCCAAAGGAGCGCCAAUUCGCACGCCGGUGCGUGCGGGACCUGAAAGCGGCGUCCGGGGAUGAGGUCCACUGCGUCGUUCGCGACGCCCCCUCCACGAUACGAAGGCGCGCCGUGUCGUUCGUGGGCGCCACGGGGGCGAGCAUGCUGCUUCUAGAACACCUUCUUCGCAGGCAGCCUAGCGACUGUCGACCGCUGUGGGGCAGCUCUCUCCUGCGCCACGCCGUUUGCCCCGAGGGCACGAUUUCGCAGUCCCUGGCGCUGGUUGCGAAAACCGGCGUGGCGACGCUGCUGCUGUUCAGCGGCCCGCUUGUGGAGGGCGCCCGCUUUCCCAGGUGGUCCGCGACGGAUCCGGUUAUCUUCCUCAGGAACUACGUUUUGGCCCCCGUCGGGGAGGAGAUAUUCUUCCGGGCGCUGCUGCUGCACCUGCUGCGGCGGCGCUCAGCGGCAACGUCCAUCGCCGUCUCCUCCGUGCUCUUUGCGCUUUGCCAUUCGCACCACAUCUUCUCAAUGGCCGCGGAGGAGUACCGGAGCGCAAGCGAGUUGGGCGAACCCGAGGCCGAGUCGCGCGUCUACUGGAAACGGGCUCUGGAACGACUUGCCGGGGUGUUUGGGUGCACGCUCGCCUACGGCCUGCUCAGCGGCUACUACUACACAACCGUCUGUGCGAAAAACCUGCUCGCCACCAUUCUCUCCCACGCGCUGUGCAACAUGCUGGGGGCGCCGCCGCUGCGCUUCCUGUGCGAGGGCCCCGCGCAACAGCGACUGGCGCGGGCCGCCGUCUACGUCGCGGGGGCCGUCGCGUGGGCGGUUCUUCUUUCGAAAAGGGCGCGGCGAUGA